UUUUUGGGGUGGUUUACACUAGAUUGAGUCCCUGCUGUGCUGAUCAGCGAGUGUCAACUUGAGGGAAGAGCAUGAAGAUUUUUGUGUUUCUGUUUCCUCAGUUUAACUUCUCUGCCCCCAAGGAGGAAGCAUAUUUCAAAAUGCGCAGCGAGGACGAGCAGCUCGCCUGCAGAAUGAAAGAGACACACUUGAGAAAUAAGGAUAAAAAAGGUCGACUCAGUCUUCUUUUGGCCAGGUCUGGAUCCCACGAAAAUGUCAGUCCCGAGAAGAAACCCCAAGCUAAAAGUAACCAUAUACCACCGGACGUGGCUAUGAAAUGGAGUGACUCAUUUGAGGACUUGCUGAGUCACUCAGAUGGUGUGGAAGUCUUUACACGAUUCCUGCGCACAGAGUUUAGUGAGGAGAACAUUGAGUUCUGGUUAGCCUGCGAAGACUUCAAAACCACUGAGUCUUCGACCAAGCUGCAGACUAAAGCCAAACAGAUACACGCUAUUUUCAUUGAUAAGGAAGCUCCCAAAGAGAUCAACAUCGACCAUUCAACCAAAGCUGCCAUUGAGAAGAACAUCCUUCAGCCCACCAGCUCCUGCUUCGACGCAGCGCAGCAAAAAAUCUACGGCUUGAUGAAAAGAGACUGCUAUCCCCGAUUCCUCGCCUCUGAUAUCUACCUGACCCUAACAAAGAGAUCAGGUCCACCUACUAUGACCAGGAGAAGAUCCCGCUCCUUCGUUUUCAAUGAACGUCCCGAAGGCACAGCGGCCUGGUUGUAGAUCUGUACUGUAAUGCUAGUUUUUGUGUUUGUACAGUUGAAGUCUGAAUUAUUAGCCCCCCUGAAUUAUUAUAUUUUUUAUAAUAAUCACACACAUGCAGGUAUUCACCACCAAGUUAAUGCUGCAUCAAUGAAAAAUAAAAAAUAGAACACAAAACACGAGAGAUUUCCUGGAACAGGAUCCAUCAAGAUGGCUCAAAUUAAGCACUGCUGGCAUGUUUCUAGCAUGAUUACUAUAUCUCUAUCAUAUUACUAGCAAGAUUAGCAUGCAACUAGCAUGUUACUACCAUGAUAAGCAUGUCGGCAGCAUGAUUAACACGUUACUAGCAUAUUGUUAGCAAGAUUAGCAUGUUACUAGCAUAUUGUUUACACGAUUCAGGCCAGUGUUUAUUUUGACAGCAAAUUUUGAUUUAGUUUUAGUCUUUGGGCUAAAAUUCUAGUUUAGUUUUAGUCAUAUUUUAGUCUUCUGAAUCAUUUUAAUUUUAGUUUUAGUCGACUAAAUUUCUUAAGAUUUUAUAUUUUUUUAUAUAUAAAUAUAUAUUUUGUUUAAUUUAAGUAAAUAUUGUAAACAUUUAUUUAUACAAAAUAUUCUAACUUAAAAUUAAAUUAACAGUUUCACUAAAAUAUGGAAUAUAGCUUUUCCAUUGAAGAGCAAAAAUUUGAUAUGCAUUGUUUAUUAAUAUUGUUUAUUAAACUGUGAAAUUAUGUGUCGGCAAGAACAGUAGACUACUGAAAAUGUAGGACUUUGCAAUUAUUUAGCAAACCCUUUAUUUUAACUUUUACUAUACACUUAAACGGAGUAAAUUCUCUAAAGGUCAGCAAGAAGCUAUACUGGUCAGUUUAGCAAAAGCACACACUCAGGUAAAUAAAAUAAGAUCCGAGUUUACCUUUGCUAAAUUUUGGGAUGAUUCCUUGCUGAUGUCGCUUUAGAUUUGUUACUGUCUUUUUGUUUUGACAUCAAACGUGAAUCUUCUUUUUCUCUUAAUCAGACAGACGCCCCUAUGGAAGAUGAUGUAAUUGCAUCCCACAUCUACUGUGGAUCAGUUACUUUUCAAAUGUGUGUGUGUGUGUGUGCGUCAUGCAUCACACACCAACAUUAAAUCUGAUUGAAUAUUUUCCAAAAAAACAUCCCUCAAUCGCAUUCUAGUUUUCAUCUAGUUUUCGUCGGUAGAAACUUGUCACGAAAAUUAUGACGAAAAUAACACUGAUUCAGGCAUAUUUAGCAUGUUGUUAGCACAAUUUGCAUGUUGUUAGCAUGAUUAGCAUGUUGCCAGCACGAUUAAAAUGUUGUUGGCCUGACUGUAGCAUGAUUAGCAUAUUGCUAGCAUUUUGCUAACAUGAUUAACAUUUUGCUAGAAUUAU
Danio aesculapii is the source of this 2128-nucleotide messenger RNA. RefSeq names its product regulator of G protein signaling 18 (gene rgs18). The record is from RefSeq and is a predicted model, not a curated record. Bases 72 to 767 code for a protein of 231 amino acids. NCBI's taxonomy places the organism in Eukaryota, Metazoa, Chordata, Actinopteri, Cypriniformes, Danionidae. The transcript has 5 exons.